CAAAGUGCCUGACACACUACUCAUUAUCAUAAUCCAUAACUAUCUUCCAGAGAGGAUGUUGAUUCUCGUAGAAUCAAGUAGCACAAUGAUUCCGAGGAAAGGAUUCGUAUUACAUCUUGUAAGAAACUACAGAAUGUGUAAUUAAUGGAUGAUUUAUUGGUGUAGACUAGUCGUUCCUGUAAAAGUAGAAAUGAAACUCGUCAUUUGGAGCAAUGCUCAAGAUAAAUGGGACAACCUGUGACGUUUGACAACUUGUCGAUGUUGAUCAUAUGUGGUGCCAACGUGAGCAAAGUUAUCGGUUUUCAAUUGGAGAACUUUGAAGGUGUACAAUAAUGGUAAAAGUAUGGUUUAAUUGAAAGUAAAUGAAUUGAGGUAGAGAGUAGAGUAAUAUUUAAUUUGAAAGUAGUAAACGGUUGUGAAGUAUUCAUCAGGUAAGACUAUGGUGUUUCAGUGGAUUUUGCGUCAACAAUUGGUAACAGUGGAGACCGAUAUCGGUGAACGAGAAUACGGAUAGCUCGCACUUCCGUUACAUUUUAUUUGUGUGCCUGUCGUGUCGUGAAAAAGGAAAAAAAUCAAAUGAGGAUGCGCGUGCGGUCAUAGGUGCUAAGAGGACGAGGGAAAUUCUGAAGGGAGACGGAGGCUCGCCGCCCGAGGAAUGUGAGUUGGACGAAGGGCUUAGGAUAGUCCCACUGCUCGGUAUCAUGUCAGAUGGGGUCGAUGGCGGUGGUGGGGAAAACGAGGUAGACUCUCAUUCCUCGUCUCAUGCUGAAGCUGGUGAUUCUUCAAAUCAUAGGGAGGACGAGGCUUUGGAUCCUGACAAUGAAGCUGCACUUAAUACCAAUUAUGACAGCAGCGAUGGUGCUGUACCAGCCUUCAGGUGUGAACGCUGUGAUAACUAUGAAACUAUAAAUAAGACAGCUUUUUGUGCACACCAAGAUCAAUGUCUUGCUGGUGGUGAAGCUGGGGAAAGUGCUGAAGGCAUCGAGGGAACAGAAAAUGAUGGAGAUGCAGAAGAGGGACAUUCCGGACAUAGAUCGCACAGAAAGAUGUUUGAGUGUGAUGUCUGCAACAUGAAAUUUUCCAAUGGGGCCAAUAUGAGGCGGCAUAAAAUGAGACACACAGGAGUAAAACCAUACGAGUGUCGCGUGUGCCAGAAAAGGUUCUUCCGAAAGGAUCACUUAGCUGAACAUUUUACAACCCACUCUAAAACGUUGCCUUAUCACUGUCCAAUAUGUAAUAGAGGUUUUCAAAGGCAGAUAGCUAUGAGAGCACAUUUUCAGAAUGAACAUGUCGGCCAACACGACAUGGUCAAAUCAUGUCCAUUGUGUAACUAUCGAGCAGCUACUAUGAAGUGUCUCAGGCUACAUUUCUUUAACAGACACGGAAUAGACCUUGACAAUCCCGGACCAAACAGUUCGACCUCAAUAAUGAACAGUUGUACCCCAGGAGAAGCUAUGCCAUCAGCUCCGUUAUCAGAUAGCGGCGACAGUACGGGUAACAGAUCCGCUGACAACGUAACACCUCCUAUGCAUUUUCUUACCCCCCACGUUGAAAUAUCCAUUCCAUAUCCUGAGCAAGGAAACAACCAGCGCAACGCGAGUCCUACCCCAUUGAAUGGAGAUAGCCCAAAUAGUCCUCAAAGUGCUGACAGCAACAGCAAUGCUCCGAGCAGUAGUCAUCAUCAGCUACCAAUGAAUAGCAGUAUCAUUCACAGGCCGUUCCUUUUCAGAAACGUCGGUGGUGGCGAUGAAGCCAUCACUCCCUCGAUUUCCCUCAUUCCCAUAAAGCAAGAACCAAACAGCAAUGGAAUGGACGACAAUGGUGCAACGUCCAGCAGCUUACCAUUACCAUCCCUUAUAAAGGUUUCCCCAUUGAAAUCUUUAUUGCGAGAUGACCUUCGCCGUAAACUAUCGACAAGCUCGAGCAAUAAUAACAACAAUGGCUCGAACUCCAAUCCCCAUUCUAGGGGUGAACCACCGACCUCAACCAGACCGGAUCCACGUAGCAGCGGUCUACAGUGUACUCACUGCAGGAUAACAUUCCCUGACCAAACUUUGUACUUUCUCCACAAGGGUUGCCAUAGCGAAAGUAACCCUUGGAAGUGUAACAUCUGUGGGGAACAGUGCUGUAACCUUUAUCAGUUCAAUUCGCAUCUCUUGAGUAAGAGUCAUCAGUAAAUACAAGGAUUACGACGUGGGGCUAAAUGAUGGCGGCGGUGGUGUCCCUGCUUCAAGGUGUGUAUCGGUGAGUAAACGCCACUAACUAAAAAGUAUUCAUCGAGAAAAGGAAAAAAGAAACUCAAGACGAAGAUACCUAGAACUGUUAAAGACAUUUUUUACUUGUUUCGGACAUCAUCGGUAAACGGGACAAAUUGUGCCUUUAGAUUGUAUAAAAUAGGGAGAAGUAAAAUUGUGAAGUUAAGUUUGAUCAAGCAGAAAUAAGGGUGGAAUGAAAGAGGGAGAAAAAAUGUAAUUUGCCAACUUACUCGUCCAUCGUGCUGUCACCAAGUGAACGAUCCGUCCAUAGGGCUUUACCGAAUUAUUCCAAGCUCUAUCGAUAGUUUUAAAUUUAGUAGAUAGGUCAAAUCGUGCUAGUGUCAAGAUUCUUUGUUACUUAGAGUAUCGAAAUUAUCAAGAUUAUAGACACGGGAUAAAAUUUCGUGAAUUAUAUAUCUCUCUAUAUAUAUAUACAUAUACACACACGUAUAGACAUACUUCAUUCACAUGAUAUAAAAUCAGUAUAUAUCUAUUUUCAUCUGUCCGUAUUGUCCAUUAAUCGGAAAUGGGACAUUAGCACCAGGUAGCUAAAAAGUACCAGAAGAGAAUGAACAGAAGAAAUAAGAUUUUUUUUUUUAUUAAGUAGAUAGUAAUUGCCUAGGAUUCACACUUCUUGUCUUAAUCUAAUAACCAUGGCUCGAAUGCGCUUCAUAAAAACGUACACGAUACAGAAAUUCAUAUGCGAGUCGAUUGAGCGACUAUAAUAUUUCAAUAGUCAUUCACGGAGAUAUUGCUUUAAGAUCAAUUCGACGUGUAGAAAAAGCCAGCCGUUUCUUUGCACCGAUUUGUGGUACUUUGGAGAGAGGAAUGGCGAAAUGAUAAAACGAAAAAUCGGCUAAAAAAGAAGUAAUGCCUGAAUAGAAAAGAAGUGAAAGGAGGAUACGUCAAAUGAUCGGACGAGGUGGUUAGUUACACUAGAGAUAUCCAAGAAUUCAACGCCUCACGUUGGUUCAGGGCAUUGGUCGUUGUAAUAAUAUGGUGAUACAUGGGUAUUAAGGAAUCGUCAUGAUGACAUCCCGAUGUCUAGAUUAACGUAGGGAUAUCGCGAUGUGUCUCAUGCGUAUUCAACCUAGUUAGGAACUGCUGAGUGUAUCGGUAUGACUGAUACCUGAUGAUGAUGUACAGGGCACAACCCAACAGGGCACGUACUAUAUCGAUGACCGUUCAUCGAAAGACGAACCUCGAAUUAUCAAUUAUGACGAAUUUCAUAAACGCAUGGAAAUAGACAGAACGUUGGGACGCGUCUAUUAAAUCUUUUUUUUUUUAAUUAUAUUCGAGUGUCAAAUGCUUUCGGUGGAUAGUUAGUCGAUACGAUGAAUAUUUUAUAUAUAAAUAUUUGUACAGAAGAGUAUUAGAGGUGAGUGCGAGAAAGUAAGAGAAAUUGAAAUAGCAUAUUAUAAAUAAAUAUAAAUAUAUAGAUUAUAUAUGUAUAUAUGUACGAGGUUAUCUAGUUCAACGACGUCACUCAGACUUGAUAGCUGACAUGCAAUCGUUUCGAUGAAACGUUACUAAAAAUUUCUUAAAUUCAAUUUUCAAACAGGUGUAUGUAUACUCAUGGUUUGACGUUUCGCAAUGACUGUCCUUGUCUUACGCACGCGAACGCCCAUAAGUCGGUCUCUCUCGCACACGCAGCGAGUAUAGGAAACUCCUAAAAUUCUUUACCAUUCAACAACAUCUGCUUACAUAUUAUAUGUGUAUAGGUUGCUCGCUUGUUUCGCUUACCUUGUUACUCUCGCGAUUUUUCAAUGAAAAUUCAAAAAUUUCUGUCGCGCUUGACUAGACAACAGGCCGAAAUAUCAUGAGGAAUUAAAUUAACCCCAGUUUGACAGCUGUCAAAUCUGCCUGAUGCGCCUGACCUGAAUAUCCCUGCACAUGUAGGCACACGUACACGGAUAUAUAUGAUAUAUUUAAUUACGUCGCGAGAAGAGAACGUGAAAAAAAACAUAUACACACACACUGCUGUAAAUGGUUGUAGUUAUUUAAUAACUAUUCUGUAUAUCGAGAAAUAUUUAAUAUUAUUAUUUAUUAGCUCGUAAGUAAUUUAUUGCCUUGCAUUCCAAGAGCGAAGUGGAGGAUAAAAAUGUAACAGGAACACAGGAUUACCUUAAGCGCGCACGUUAAUGAUGCUUUUGCGAAGCGAAUGCUUUUGGACGUCGCGGAGAGUAUGGCGAAUUUUGCCAGAGAAAGUUUUUUCUUUUUGAAACUUUCCCUGGCCAACAAUGAACGUCUUAUAUGUGUAACACGAGGCGGUUCAGAUUCGGUUAGUGAAUAUUUUUUCGUUGAAGCGAACCCGGCUGCCAAGUUGUCAUGAGCCAUUAACUUUCGUUAAAGUAUCAUUGACACAAUCAAUCUUUUUAGAUACCUUUUAUAUAACGAAUCAACGCGUUCAUCAUAUUUUUGUCCGGAGUCACGACUCUGCGCUUAGUUCUAAAAGUACGGUAAAGUGCCUGAUUGUAAUUACACGUGGCCUGGGGUAGUAAACGUAUCGAAAUGCACGUUUUUUCAGUUUCAUCCGAAUGAAUUCCUGGUCGCGAUUUAGUCUCUCAAUCGUAGACUGUCAAUUGUCAAUAAUUGUCAGCUACCAAGAAAAACACGUGAGAACAGAUAGAGAUGUAGAAUGAAAUACCAUAAUAGUAUAAAUGCCUGUCACGGCCUUACUAUUCGGGUAGAAGCGCCUUAUACUGUGAUUACGUUUACAAAGAGAAUAGUCGUAAAAAGUAGUGAUUUAAAAAGGGGAAUGAUGAUGAUGAUGCGUGGGAGAGCGAGAGAGGAAGAUGUUGGACAAGUAAGAGAUGUGACGAGAACGAAGACUAGGAAGUGCGAAAAUAUGAUGAAUGCCACCUCCUAGGCCUUAGGUGCACCCUGCCCACUUAUUUUUACGACAUAAAAUUAUACCAUUAUAUAUAUUAUAUAUAAAAAACAAGAAUAUAUAUUUAAUUGUAAGAAUGGAAAAUAUUGUUGAUGUUACUACGGUGUAAUGGGUACAAGUUAAAUACAUAACGAGUAUGUAUAUAUAUAUAAUAUAUAAAAAGUACAAGGUGUGAUUUCCGUGAA
This is a messenger RNA of Cephus cinctus (wheat stem sawfly), 5330 nucleotides long. RefSeq names its product zinc finger protein Pegasus. The record is from RefSeq and is a predicted model, not a curated record. The transcript has 7 exons. Gene Ontology annotation, biological process: regulation of transcription by RNA polymerase II. Gene Ontology annotation, molecular function: RNA polymerase II cis-regulatory region sequence-specific DNA binding; DNA-binding transcription factor activity. Lineage: Eukaryota; Metazoa; Arthropoda; Insecta; Hymenoptera; Cephidae. The coding region runs from base 702 to 2177 and encodes 491 amino acids.